Molecule: messenger RNA, 1941 nt
Organism: Effrenium voratum
Lineage: Eukaryota; Dinophyceae; Suessiales; Symbiodiniaceae
Source: the annotation of a GenBank genome assembly
CCAUUCGCAAUUGCCAGCCAGCAGCGCUGCCAUGUGUCCAUGUGGGUUCCAUCGCCAAUGGAGACACGCUGGGCAUGACGGCGGCUGAAGUUGAUGUGAUCCCUGAUAGUGACAGCGAUGUGGCCGAAGUUGUGGACAUCACAGUUGACAGUGAAGACGAGGUGGCAGAAGUGAAUUUGUCCGCCUCACCGCCAUUGAGUUUCCAUGGGUACCGCCGUGGCCGUGAACUUGGCCAAGGGGGGUCCAGCCAGGUCUUUGUUUGCAGCAAAGCGGGCAGCCAAGUGGGUUUCGCAGCCAAAGCCGUCAACCUGCGCCGACUGCAAAUGAGUCCAGAUGUGGAGCGGGAAUGGAAGAAGCUUUGCCGGGAGGUUGACAUUUGGAAAAAGCUGCCUGUGCACGCCAAUGUGGUCCAGCUCGUGGAUUCCUUCCAAGAAGGAAGUUGGUUUCUGAUGGUUCUGGAGUUGGUGGGUGGCGGUGAUCUCUUCACGGUGCUCACCUCGCGCUCGACCUCCCGGUUCUUGGAUCGUGAGGCUGCCUUCGUUGGCAAUCAGCUGGUGCAGGGACUCGCGUUUCUGCACAGCCAAGGUGUUGUCCAUCGAGACUUAAAACUAGAAAAUGUGCUGGUGGCUUCGCAGCGGCGAGCGUAUUCCAGCGGCCCAUUGCUCUACAGCGUCAAGAUCACGGACUUCGGCCUGUCUCGAGUGCUGGACCCAACCGCCUCCGAUGCUCAGUCCACAGUGGGGACACACCCUUACUGUGCGCCAGAGGUGCUUGGCGACGGCUCACAUAGUUUUAGUGCAGAUGUUUGGUGCCUGGGAGUGCUGCUCUUUGCUUUGCUCUCCGGCCACUUCCCAUUCAACGCAAUGCCUGGGGAGCAAGCAGACCUGGACCGCAUCAUUGAUAGCUGUUCCGUGGUAGAGGGUGCCAAGGCGGUGCUUAUGGCCUUGCUACAGCUGCAGCCGGCCUUGCGGAGCUCGCUGUCGGACCUUUCCAGCCACCAAUGGUUCCAGGAAGAGGAGUGGGAGACCAUGAAACCUCUCAAACGUCACCGUACGCUGUCAAACAGCGACGUGGGCGGCAACCCUCCAAGCAUUUCCAACAUGGAGGCGAUCCCUCCGGUCAAUGGCCAAUUGGCCGCGCACAAAGUUGCUGCUUCGCCAGUCUUGGAGGAGGUGGACACCUCCCAGCAUUCGCCAGUGGAUUCACCUUUCCCAUGCUCGCCGUUUCCUUGCGAGUCGCCUAUGCCAUGUCCGUCUCCCUUGCCUGGUGCUUUGGAUGCUGAAGGAGUAGCAUCGCCUGGAGUUUGGACGCCUUUUGCGGUGGAGGUUGCUGUAAAGCUCAGUGACGUGCAGUCGCCCAACGACCUGCAGUCAGACCACAUGCAGGUUCAUAUGGUCGUUCCAGACCGCUAUGCGGGCUUCAUCCUGGGCAAAAAUGGCACACGCAUCCAGAAGACUGCGUUGAAAAGCGGAUGCAAGGUUUGGAUGACAUCCAGAAAUGGCUCCAAUGAUAGACGUGUCAUCAUGAUCGGGAGCUACAAGCAGUGCAAAGUCGCACAACAGCUUGUCCAUGAGCAGCUGUCGACGGCCAUGCAGGUUGAAUGGCAAGACGCACAAGCUGACAUACUCGUGUUUGUGCGGUCGGAAGCAGCUGGGAUGGUCACUGGCAAGCAAGGCUUCGUUCUGAAUCAGAUCCGAAAGCAGUCUGGAGCACAAGUGCAGCUGUUGAGAGAUGAAGUGCAGAGCACACGCCCCUGUAUCAUCAGCGGAACACUGCAGAGCAUACUUAAAGCGCAGAAGCACAUUUUUGAAUUGGUGCGGGCAGUGCCAAUUGUGACAGGCCCCACCGCAGUAGGCACAGGUUCCUCCCAUGGAGCCAAGUGAAGAUCCGGCCGUGCAGACAGGCCGUUGAGCCGGACAAGUGGAGGGUCUAUUCGCUUUC